Morone saxatilis (striped sea-bass) is the source of this 3353-nucleotide messenger RNA. RefSeq names its product anoctamin-4-like. Gene Ontology annotation, molecular function: protein dimerization activity; chloride channel activity. The transcript is spliced from 28 exons. Gene Ontology annotation, cellular component: plasma membrane. Gene Ontology annotation, biological process: chloride transmembrane transport. The record is from RefSeq and is a predicted model, not a curated record. Lineage: Eukaryota; Metazoa; Chordata; Actinopteri; Moronidae.
GACGAGGAUGCUGGAGCAUGAGGCAGGAGGAGCAGACAUGCGACUAGUCCGUCAGAUCAAAACAGCGAUGAAGAUCCAGGCCGGGGGCGAGCACAUGGGCUGCAGCAAGGUCGGAGAAAACCAGGAGAACCAGGUCAUCCGUUUGCAAUGUCAGGAGGAGGUGGUGCGGGUUUGUCCGGGAAGUCCGCGCAGUCCUCGCCGCGCCAUCGCGACGCGCCUCUCCUCCGGAUCCGCAGACCGUGAGCCCAGCAGUAGCAGCUACAAUGUCUCUUCGGGAACCUUCUACAGCUGUGUCAGUCAGAUUACCAUCGCGAAGAUCUUUGACAGCUUUUGUGAAGCUGUACUGCUGCCUGCUCUCAGCAGCUACGCUAUGAAAGAUGCGUCUGUCGAGGUCAUUUGCACGCUGGGGCUGGGGGGCGUGAGCUUAUCUCUACAUGGGUUUGAGCCCAAGCGGCGGAGCCCCCACCGACGCAGAGUCCUGCUGCAGGCCUCGGCCUCAGGCUACCAGGCAGCGGACAGACAUUUCACCUUCUCCUCCUGUGGGAAGGCCGACAUCAUGGAGGAGUCCUCAGUUGAAGCCCCGGAUUCCAGCUCUCAAGACGAUGUGCCUCCUCUCGCUGUGAAGGGUGUUAAUGUGCUGCUUGGGAGACAAAGGUCAGAAGGCACCAGCAGCCCAUCCAGAGACGACGACUCCACCCUGCUGAACCAGGGAACCCACAGCAGCAUCCUUGACGACAACACAAAGUCCGAUUCUAACCUCCCACAGGCGAGGAGUAAGUCCAGCGGCCUUUGCUUCGCUGAUGGAAAGAGCCGCAUUGACUACAUCCUGGUUUACAGGAAGUCUAGCUCACAGUCAGAGAAGAGGGAGGUAUUUGAGCGGAACAUCCGUGCAGAGGGUUUACAGAUGGAAAAGGAGGCUUCUAUAACAAACAGUGACGUGAUUUUUCUGAAGCUUCAUGCGCCAUGGGAUGUUCUGUGUCGCUACGCAGAGCUCAUGAACAUUCGCAUGCCUUUUAGGUGAGACAACAAACCCUCUUUAAAGUUGUACUGGAAAAAAACACACUUCAUUUGCAGGAUGGAGAAGCGCAUCAACAAAUUUCGUGGGUGGCUUCCCCGCAAGCCUAUGAAGUUUAACGACACUCUGCCCGACUUGGAGGAGAACGAGAGUUUUACUGCCCCCUUCAGUCGAUCGAGGAUUCAUCAUUUCAUCAUCCACAACAAAGACACUUUUUUCAACAACGCCACCAGAAGUCGCAUUGUCCACCACAUCCUCCAGCGGGUCAAAUAUGAGGAGGGUAAAAAUAAGAUGGGACUUAAUCGUCUUUUGAGCAACAAUUCAUAUGAGGCAGCUUUCCCUCUUCAUGAGGGGAAAUACCACAGCAAGAACUCCAUCAGAACGCACGGAGCAGAGAACCACCGGCACCUGUUGUACGAGUGUUGGGCCUGGUGGGGGGUUUGGUACAAGUACCAACCGCUGGACCUCAUCAGGAGGUAUUUCGGGGAGAAGAUCGGUCUGUACUUCGCCUGGCUCGGCUGGUACACGGGGAUGCUGUUUCCUGCAGCUCUGGUUGGCCUCUUUGUAUUCCUGUAUGGCAUCUUCACUCUGGAGCACUGCCAGGUCAGUAAAGAAAUCUGCCAGGCCACUGACAUCAUCAUGUGCCCCAUCUGUGACCAGUACUGCCCCUACCUGAGACUGUCAGACAGCUGCAUCUAUGCCAAGGUCACCCAUCUCUUCGACAACGGGGCAACGGUUUUCUUUGCGGUAUUCAUGGCUGUUUGGGCAACCGUCUUCCUGGAGUUCUGGAAAAGGCGCAGAGCUGUCCUCGCAUACGACUGGGACCUCAUCGACUGGGAGGAAGAGGAGGACGAAAUACGCCCCCAGUUCGAGGCCAAAUACUCCAAGAAGGAGAGGAUGAACCCCAUAUCUGGAAAGCCUGAGCCCUACCAGGCAUUCACUGACAAAUACAGUCGCCUCAUUGUCUCAGCGUCCGGGAUCUUCUUCAUGAUCCUGGUGGUGAUAGCCGCUGUAUUUGGCAUCGUCAUUUACCGUGUGAUCACCGUCAGCACCUUUGCCGCCUUCGGCUGGGCUCUCAUCAGGAACAACUCUCAGGUGGCGACCACGGGAACAGCAGUCUGCAUCAACUUCUGCGUCAUCAUGCUCCUCAACGUGCUCUAUGAAAAAGUUGCUCUUCUUCUCACUAAUUUAGAACAGCCAAGGACAGAGUCAGAGUGGGAGAACAGCUUUACCCUCAAGAUGUUCCUUUUUCAGUUUGUCAACCUCAACAGUUCAACUUUCUACAUCGCCUUCUUUUUGGGAAGAUUUACAGGCCGGCCUGGUGCAUAUCUACGCCUCAUCAAUCGCUGGAAAUUGGAAGAAUGUCACCCCAGUGGCUGUCUCAUUGACCUCUGUUUGCAGAUGGGGAUCAUCAUGGUGCUAAAACAGACCUGGAACAAUUUCAUGGAGCUUGGCUACCCGCUGAUCCAGAACUGGUGGACACGGCGGAAGCUGAGGAGAGAGCACGGACAGAAAGCCAAGGCCAGCUUCCCACAGUGGGAGAGAGAUUAUAAUCUACAGCCAAUGAAUGCCUAUGGACUCUUUGAUGAAUACUUAGAAAUGAUUUUACAGUUUGGCUUCACUACCAUCUUUGUGGCAGCCUUUCCUCUGGCCCCUCUCCUUGCGCUGCUCAACAACAUCAUUGAAAUUCGUUUAGACGCCUACAAGUUUGUCACACAGUGGCGACGACCUCUGCCUUCCCAAGCCAAAGACAUAGGGAUCUGGUAUGGCAUUUUGGAGGGCAUUGGCAUCUUGUCUGUCAUCACCAACGCCUUUGUCAUCGCUGUUACCUCAGACUUCAUCCCUCGCCUUGUUUACGCCUACAAGUAUGGGCCUUGUGCUGGUCAGGGUCGAGCAGGGGAAGGGUGUAUGAUGGGUUACGUCAACGCCAGUCUCUCAGUAUUCCGAGUGUCUGACUUUGAGAAAAGAUCACAGCCCAAGACUACUGGCUCCGAGCUGUUUGGAGAAGCUGUGAAGUAUUGCAGGUAUCGUGACUACAGGGAGCCUCCAGACUCUGCUGAUCCCUACUCGUACACUCUGCAGUUCUGGCACGUCCUGGCAGCCCGGCUAGCAUUCAUCAUUGUGUUUGAGCAUAUGGUCUUUGCCAUCAAGACCCUGAUCGCGUACCUGAUCCCGGACCUUCCCAAGGACCUGCGGGACAGAAUGCGCAGAGAGAAAUACCUGAUCCAGGAGAUGAUGUAUGAGGCAGAGUUGGAGAGACUGCAGAAGGAGAAAAACGAGAAGAAGAAGAAGGAUAAGGCCCAUCAUAAGGAAUGGCCCUGAAUGCACCAACUGGUAC